ACGCCGCACUCCCAACGUAUGCACGCAUGGCACCGGAAGCGGAAGCGCCUGGGCAGUUCCGGCGGAAGUGGCCGUCGUCCGGGGAGACGCAGCGCUGCGGUGGGAAUGUGGCGGCGGCUGCUGGUGCUGCUGCUGGCCGCGGUCGGCCGGGCCCUCCCGGAGGGGGCGGUGACGGAGCCGGGCGCCGGCGGUUCCGGGCCGAUCAGCGGCGAAGCGGUGCGGUACCGGACGGCGGAGAUGGCUGACGCGAUGCUGGGCAGCGGACCGCCGGGCCAGCCGCCCGUGGUGCUCUCGGCGGUGCCGGGAGAGGCGAGAGAAGGGCGGGAAGCGGAGGCUUGCGAGGCGUCGGCCGGCGGAGGGGAGUGCAGCGCUGGGAGCGGGCCCGGGGCUCCUCCCGCCCCGACCGGAGAGGCCGUCGUGCUGGAGACCGUGCUGCCCGCGGGCGAGGAGCCCAACGGCACUGCCGAGGGCGUGAAGGCCCCCAAGGUGAGCUGCGAGGAGAGGAACGUUACUGGUAUCAGCAACUUCACGGUGCAGAUCCUGAACGUGUCCCAGGAUCUGAUGGAGUUCUUAAACCCAAACAGCAGUGACUGUACAUUGGUUCUGUUCUAUACGCCAUGGUGCCGCUUUUCCGUAAGCCUGGCACCUCAUUUCAAUUCUUUACCUCGAGCAUUUCCCAUUCUUCGCUUCCUGGCACUGGAUGCAUCACAGCACAGCAGCUUAUCAACUCGGUUUGGAACUGUAGCUGUACCCAAUAUCCUCCUUUUCCAAGGUGCUAAACCUAUGGCUAGAUUUAAUCAUACAGACAGAACACUGGAAACACUGAAAGACUUCAUUUUUAAUCAAACAGGUAUAGAAGCUAAAAAUGAUGUGACUGUGACAGAGGAAGACUGGAAGGGGCCUCUGCCCAGUGUUCUGACAAAAGGAGUAGACUGGCUGCUCGUGUUUUCUGUGCUCUUUCUGGCCAGCUUUAUCAUGUAUGCUACCAUUCGGACUGAGAGCAUUCGGUGGCUGAUCCCAGGGCAAGAGCAUGAACACCAAGAGUGACUGGAGGUGCUGAAGCAGGGACACAAUUUCCUGUGUGUAAAGCAGGUUUCACGUGGAGUGGAAGUACUUAAGAAUGAACUGUUGAAUUUCUUGGUUGUAAUUUAUAAUGUCGAUGGAAAAUCAGCUUUAUUUACCAACUACUGAGUUUUUAUAAAGUGAACUGAGGCAAAUAGAGUGGUGAGUAAACUACUAUGGAAGAACAUGAACUAAGUAAGUGUUUACUAAAGUGCUCUGACCUGUUUGUUUUUCAUGGACCUUACUGUAAAUGUGUGAUACCGUUCUGCUUCACUUUUAUGAAGAGAUCUCUGAGCUUUGUAAAUCUAAUACAGCACAUUGGCCUGCAUAUGUUGCAGCACCUGGCUGGAGUGCAAGGUUGCUUCUGUACGGCUGAAAUCUGGGAAUCUUCUUUUACAAACCUAGAAGUGUAUGAGGUGGUGCUUCUACACAGACGCUGUGCUCAACACAUUGGAAUUAGAAUGUGUUUUUGGUUCAUGGAUUCCUGAAAUGAAGAAGUUUUCCAGGGAUGCACAGGUGAAUGGUGGUGUCACUAAACCAGUUUGUCAGUGAAAUAAACUAUGAAGAAGAGAGAUAUGUUUUAAAA
This is a messenger RNA of Phasianus colchicus (ring-necked pheasant), 1648 nucleotides long. It is a transcript of the gene TXNDC15, whose product is annotated as thioredoxin domain containing 15. Lineage: Eukaryota; Metazoa; Chordata; Aves; Galliformes; Phasianidae. Gene Ontology annotation, biological process: cilium assembly. Gene Ontology annotation, cellular component: cilium. The record is from RefSeq and is a predicted model, not a curated record.